Messenger RNA from Scatophagus argus, 4889 nucleotides. It is a transcript of the gene usp8, whose product is annotated as ubiquitin specific peptidase 8. The transcript is spliced from 19 exons. Gene Ontology annotation, biological process: endosome organization; protein K48-linked deubiquitination; Ras protein signal transduction. The record is from RefSeq and is a predicted model, not a curated record. Gene Ontology annotation, molecular function: cysteine-type deubiquitinase activity. Bases 219 to 3479 code for a protein of 1086 amino acids. NCBI's taxonomy places the organism in Eukaryota, Metazoa, Chordata, Actinopteri, Scatophagidae. Gene Ontology annotation, cellular component: postsynaptic density; midbody; cytosol.
ACUGUGCUCCAGAAGGUGGCAGUACUGCCACAUUAAGAAUGCCAGCUACCGCAAAACCUGGUAGAAGAAGAAGGGUGGGCGGAAGAAGGAAUCAAGAAUCAGCUGUCAAAAAAGUAGCUAAGGUGUAAGCAGCCGAUCAGAAACAGAGAUGUUCAGAGCUGGUGUACAGCACUGACCGGUUGUCUGCCUGUGAGCUCUGACUGAACACACCUGCAAAGAUGCCAGCAGUAUCCACUGGGGUCAAGGAGCUUUAUCUGUCCACAUCUCUGGGUGACCUCAAUAAAAAGGCUGAAAUUAAACCAGACAAGACAAGCACCAGGAGCUAUGUUCAGAGUGCCUGCAAAAUCUUCAAGGCGGCAGAGGAGUGUCGCCUGGACAGAGAUGAGGAGAAAUCUUACGUGCUGUACAUGAAGUAUUUAACAGUAUAUGACAUCAUCAAGAAAAGACCAGACUUCAAGCAGCAACCGGAGUAUUACAUGACCAUGCUUGGGCCAAACAGCUUUAAGAAAGCCAUUGAAGAAGCCGAGAAGCUUUCUGAAAGCCUUAAACUCAGGUAUGAGGAAGUUGAGGUUCGAAAAAAACUUGAGGAGAAGGAGAGACAAGAGGAGAAGAAAAGGAGGGAGGAAAUAACAGAGAAAGGUAGUGGUCAAGGCUCUCCAAAAGCAUCAUCAGCAAACAAGAAGGACAGCAAAAAGGUAAAAGGAGAACAGAAUGAACUGAAAAAUACCACCUCAAAAGCUUCUGUGCCAGCUGGUGGGAUCACAGCUGAGAAACUUUUCCACAUGAUGAAGGACCAGACAAUUUCAAUAAUUGUCAUGGACGCCCGCAGCCACAGGGACUUUGAGGAGUCUCACAUUCAGGUCCCAGCCCAGACCUGCGUCUGUGUGCCUGAGGAGGCUAUUAGCCCAGGAAUCACUGUGAAUCAGAUUGAGGCAAAGCUGCCUGACGCAUCCAAAGACCAUUGGAGGCGGCGGGGAUUUGUGGAUUAUAUAGUCCUGCUGGACUGGUUUAGUUCUGUCACUGACCUAACACUGGGCACCACUUUGCAGAGCCUCAAAGAUGCCCUCUUUAAGUGGGACAGCAUCACCAUCCUGCGUAGUGAGCCGCUGGUGCUGGAGGGAGGCUAUGAAAACUGGCUGUUGUUUUACCCCAUGUACACAACCAACGCUAAAGUUCGGCCCCCUAGACAGACUAUCAUCAACAGCCUUCCUCAGUUGAACUUCAGCUACCCAUCUCUAGAAGAACCAAAGCCUCCGACCCCACCUCAACCAGAGCCUGAGAUCGUACCUGAGCCUCCUGAGCCCUCUACUCCUGUGCUGGUGAACGGGGUUGCACCAGCAGAACCCCCCGCAUCUAAAACUUCCAUGGUUGCGUACAGGUUGCCAGAUAUUGUAGAUUCCACCGUCACAAGCUCCACAAAUUCUGUGCUAGACGUUGGGAAGAAGGGCCCUGUGACAUCCAACCAGUCACCUACACCAGCCAAGGCAUGCCCACAGUUUGACCGUGCCAAGAAACCCUCUGUGCGGGUGACAGACGAGCCUAAGCCCAGCCAGAACGGGUCUGCAAAUGACUCCACCCAGAACGGCCCAGUUGUACCUGACCGCUCGGUCAAACCAUCCUUCACCCCCAACGCUUCUCUGUCUAAAGAAGAACAAAGUCAGAUACACUCUGAGGCUGCAGCAGUGAUGGAGAAGGCGAGGCAAGAGCAGGAGAAGCGCAACCAGUUGCGUCGCUUGGAGGAGGAGAGACAGGAGAAGGAGCUGAAAGAAAGACUAGAAAGGGAGGAAUGCGAUAAGAGGAGGAAGAAGGAGGAGGAGGAGAAAGGACAUCAGGAGAAAAAGAAACUCGAAAGGCAGAAGGCAGAAGAGGAGGAAGACAAAGAGAACAAGGCAUGGGAGGAGAAAGACAGGAAGGGAAAGGAGCAGAGCUCUGACACACCCUCUAAGAGCAUGUCUCUGGACUCGCCUGCUCCCAACCAUAUUGUUAGUGAAAUUAAGAGGGAGCCCCUGACCAGAGCAAGGAGUGAGGAAAUGGGUCGGAGUGUACCAGGCCUCCCAGACGGUUGGAUGAAGUUCCUUGACACAGUGACGGGGACCUACCGAUACUACCAUUCCCCAACCAACCGUGUCCACCUGUACCCUCCUGAGGUCACGGUUCCUCAGACCCCACCCUCCACACCACCAACAGUCAAGCAGCAGAAGCCACCUCAACCAGCUGAGCCGGAUGCUAACCGCGAACGAGAGCGAGAGCAGUCUAAACUGAAACGCUCCUACUCCUCCCCCGAUAUCAGCCAGGACCUGAGAGAGGAGGCCCAGAAGAAGAUCAUCGCCCCAACCGCUGCUGCCGUCAUACCCACCAUCAACAGGGACACCAAACCUGCUCCUGCUAAAGCCUAUUCUAAAGUGGAAAUAUCGAGGCCUUCAGCUGCCAAAAUUCGGAAUCUGAAUCCUGCAUUUGGAGGUCUGGGUGCAUCACUGACUGGCCUUCGUAACAUGGGCAACACAUGCUACAUGAACUCCAUCUUGCAGUGUCUGUGUAACACCCCUGCCAUGGCCGAGUACUUCAACAACAAUUUCUACCUGGAGGACAUCAACAGAUACAACAUCCUUGGCCAUAAAGGGGAAGUGGCAGAGGAGUUUGGUGUGAUCAUGAAAGCCCUGUGGGCUGGUUUAUACAAGUGCAUCAGCCCACGGGACUUCAAGAUCACCAUUGGCAAGAUCAAUGAUCAGUUUGCGGGUUAUGACCAGCAAGACUCCCAGGAGCUGCUGCUGUUCCUCAUGGAUGGGCUCCAUGAGGACCUCAACAAGGCGGACAACAGGAAGCGGUACAAGGAAGAAGAAAACGACCAUUUGGAUGAUCAGACGGCAGCCGACCUGGCCUGGAGCAAACACAAGCUGCUGAACGAGUCCAUCAUUGUAGCACUGUUCCAGGGGCAGUUCAAGUCCACUGUGCAGUGUCUGACCUGCCAUCGCAAGUCCCGGACCUUUGAGACCUUUAUGUACCUGUCGCUGCCUCUGGCCUCAACCAGCAAGUGUUCCCUGCAGGAUUGUCUGAGGCUGUUCUCUAAGGAAGAGAAGCUGACUGACAACAACAAGGUUUUCUGCAGACACUGCAAGGCCCACAGAGAUUCCACCAAGAAACUGGAGAUCUGGAAGGUCCCACCCAUUGUCCUGGUGCACUUAAAACGGUUCUCCUACGAAGGUAGAUGGAAGCAGAAGCUGCAGACGUCUGUGGACUUCCCUUUAGAUAACCUGGACCUGACACAGUACGUUAUUGGACCCAAACAGAGCCUGAAGAGAUACAGCCUUUAUGGAGUUUCUAACCACUACGGGGGUUUGGAUGGCGGCCAUUACACGGCCUACUGUAAGAAUGCCCACAAACAGCGCUGGUACAAGUUUGAUGACCAUGAGGUGACCGAAAUCUCCACCUCUUCGGUCAAGUCUUCUGCGGCAUACAUCCUGUUUUACUCCACCUUGUGAUGGUGCUGUAGGACAUGAAGAGACAACACUCCACCAACUGGCCAGCAACUUUCAAGCCUAGAGGUUGUUUGGUUUUGUUGUUGUUGGUAUUUUUUUUUUUUCCUUUUCAAAAUCACAGCUCUGAGGACCAGGCGCACGUAGUUGCGGGUUAACGAGUCGUGUAUGUGCAGGCGAGGACGUUCUCGAGCUGGUGGCGACGAGAUUCCGCCUCUCGCAGAGUGGAGAAAGGUGCAGGCACACUAUGCGAUGCUUCAGCUACUAGAGGACCCCAUACCUUACAUUAAAACAUGCCAACUGCUGAUAUUACUGAUAAUCUAGAGACUAAACAUAUACUCCUUUUAUUCUGACUUCUGUACCUUGAUGGUCGUGCCGGAGGGCUGACAGCUGGUUCAGAGGCUCCUCGCUGUCGUUUCUGUUGCACGCAGUGUGGACGGCCGUAUCGCAAAACUGAUCUGUAAAUAAUUAAAAAUGCUAAUGUUGCACAUUGAAAAAUGUAAAUACUCGAGGGCAAGGUGUUUCUCUGUUAAGUGACCAAAUUCAAUAUUUUUUUUUUUCCUUCAAAGUAGCAGCCAUCAUAGUGUCUCCACGUUCGUGAGCGUGUUUUAGGGGUUUAACGCUAAAGCCUUCUGAUGUUGUUGAUGGAAGAGGCUACCAGUGUUGGAUUUUGCUUUCUACCUAAAGAGAGAAUAGGGAAUGGAGAUUGUUGCUUGUUCAUAUUAGCCACAUUCUUGCACUUACACAAUAUGCAAUCAGUUUAAGUUGUUUAUGUAGAUCACAUUGUUUAACCGCAGACAUUAAUACUCGACUGAGAAUGCUUUAAAAUGAUGCUGAUGCUGAGACUGAGCUCAGAUCGGCCAGUGACAGAAAAACCUUCCUGCUUCUGUAAAGUUUGUCGUAGAUUUUAUUCUCUCUUAAGCAUACUUAACUAGCUGCAUUGUUAUAUUCAAACACAAAACUAUUUAGAGGAAAAAUCACUGGGAUAACUUGGCAUUCUUAUUGGCUCGUUUCUAAGAGGCUGGAAAUUCGAUUUAUCUGAUUAAUUUUGUUUCUGUGUUCAGUACUGACCCAUGAGAAUAUGAAGAGUUGAAGACCUGACUGUGUUCACUUACAAGAGUGCGUUAGCAUCAACGUUUGCUGCCUGACUUGCUGACUGACGGGACUGACAAGAGCAAGCACAAAGUAUAUUACUGAUAUAUUUUUUCUGAAUGGACCAGAGAUCUGAGGUGGCUGGACGCUCUACUUCCUUAGUGCAGUUUUAUUGCCUAGCAUGAGAUCAUAAUCUGUUUUCUUUUUACUUGUACAUGUUGAUUUUAUUUCUUAAUGCUCUAAAAACAAUUUGUUUCAGAUAUAACGAUUAUACUAACCUCAAACAACUCAUAUGACUAUUUAUUAAAACUGCUUCAAAUUAGA